Marchantia polymorpha subsp. ruderalis is the source of this 4709-nucleotide messenger RNA. The record is from the annotation of a GenBank genome assembly. Lineage: Eukaryota; Viridiplantae; Streptophyta; Marchantiopsida; Marchantiales; Marchantiaceae.
AGAAGCCUUGAGAGAGAGAGAACCUAGUCGUCGCUGAAUGGGUAAACCUUCGCCUCCACGACUGCGGUAGGAAGUUCGACGCGUCGGGACGGAAAGGACGAGGGUCGAGCCUUUCCGAACGUGGCGAAGAAACUAUUACAUUUGGACAGCGUGCGCCUACCGUGGUCUGAUUUGAACGGUGCUUGCAGGCGACGCGAAGGAGGGGAAGCCAGAGAAGCGAAGGGAGGAGGGAAGGGAAGAGAAGCGCAGCGCAGCGCAGCGACGAAGGCACGAGAGGACGAGGGAGGUGCUGGUGACUUGGAGCUAUCGACCGGGCUCGAUUUCUGCGGGGCCGAGGUGCUGCGCGAGUCGACUCGACCGCAGGGGAGCAGAAGGGAAGGGAAGGGAAGGGAAGGGAAGCUUUGGGUUUUGGUUGUGCGGAACGAAAGUAAAUUUUGGGCCUGCGGAUUGUAGGCCUCAGGCAUACAGAGGGUAGCAAGCCGCGCGUUGGGGAUUGUGGAAAGGUGAUUUCAGUGUUGCUGGUACUGGAAGCGGGUACAGCACUUUCUCGGGGCACUCUAGGUUGCGUGUUGGAAUUUGACCCAGUAGGUGGGCUCGCCGCUUGGAGUGAAGGGCGGGAGAGCAGGAAUUAGUGUGUGAGAGGUCCCCUUGCCGUUUUGCCAUAGCGGAGAUCGGUUGAUGAGCUCGAUGUUCGGGGGCGGGUUCAAGGCGACAAAAUGCAAAACUCUCUUGAGGCUUGCUAUGUCCCGCAUCAAGCUUUUGAGGAACAAAAGGGAUAUAUCGGUUAAACAGAUGCGUAAAGACAUCGCGCAGCUUCUGCAAACAGGACAGGAGCCAAGUGCACGCAUUCGUGUAGAGCACAUUGCAAGAGAGCAAAACAUCAUGGCAGCAUAUGACAUUCUGGAACUGUUUUGUGAGCUGAUUAUUGUUCGGCUUCCCAUUAUCGAAGCACAGAAAGUAUGCCCCGCGGACCUGAAAGAAGCAAUUUCCAGCGUAAUAUUUGCCUCCCCAAGAUGUGCCGACCUUCCAGAGCUCCUUCAAAUCCGCACUCUAUUUACCACCAAGUAUGGCAAGGAGUUCGUAGCGGCUGCAGCAGAAUUACGUCCGGAAUGCGGGGUUAAUAGACGGAUCAUUGAGAAAUUGUCCGUCCGAGCACCCCCAGGCGAAGCCAAGCUGAAACUGCUGAAGGAGAUAGCUGCGGAGUACAAGGUUGACUGGGAUCCAGCUGACACUGAAGCAGAGCUGUUAAAACGGCCAGAAGAUCUGCUUGAUGGGCCGAAGCAGUUUUAUGGUGCCAGCUCAGCACCGCUGCCUGAUGCGCCGCUGGUUUCUAAUAGUGCUAGUGUAAAGGAUUCAAGUUCUUUUCCUCAAAGAGCUUCAAAUGCCCCUCCUCAGCCCCCUCAUCCACCUCCAUCAGCUCCCUCUCCUCCCUCUGCUCCUGGCCCGAUACAAAUGCUACCUCUUGAUCAGUCCUCGUCGGACGAAGAUCAUCCUCCUCAGACUGCUAGUUCCAUUCGUAAGCCGCAGUUUCUUCCUUUCACCGCUCCUCCUCCUAGCAAGCGGGUGCCAGCUGAUUCACCUCCAAAAUCGAGUGUCAGUCGGCCAGCUACGACCAACACGUCGAGUACGGAGGGAAAUUACGAAUCAAAAAAGUCAGUGUCUAAAGCAGAUUCAUACUCCCAGUCAAGGAAAGAGAGUCGUGGGGACCAUAGGAAACCUGUCAAUUACGAGAAUGUAGCUGCAGCAGCACAGGCAGCAGCCGAAUCUGCUAACCGAGCCGUGGCUGCAGCCCGAGCUGCAGCCCAGCUUGCAAAGAAAGAGGAAUCGUCACCGAGCCCACCUCGCUCAAGAAGGGCGAGUCUGCAACCAAAGUCAGAUUCGGACGAUGAAGACAGUGGAGGAGAGGCACCAUUUCUUCUCUACGAGAGACGGAGGAAUUCGUCAAAGAGUACGGGGGAACCCCUGAAACACGAAAGGAGGGAGAGUCUUCCGAAAAGAAGUGAUACAGAGAUCAGAAGUAGCGGUGCAUCCUUAAACAGGCAAAAUGUUGGGGAGGAGCAAGAGUUCUCUUUCAGAUUGACCACUCAGGAAGAUCCGAAGGCAAGCAUCUCGAAGAGAAGUAACUCAGAAGAUCGAGACGAAUCCUCACACUGGAGAAGCAUCUCUGAUGAGCGUCUAGAGGACUCAAACCGAAGGAGCAAGUCAGAUGACCGAAAAGGGAGAAUUCGUAGGAGUGACUCAGAUGAUCGACAAGAGGUUCUAUUCAGGAGGACGAGUUCAGGAGAUCGAGCUGAUGAGCAGCAGGAAAGUACUUCAUGGAAGAGAGGAGCUGAACGUCGAGCGGAGUACGAUGUCGAACCUCCGCAGAAGAUUGACCCCGAGAAGGAAUCAUUUUGGAAGACCCCCGAGACUCUGCGCUCGGGAUCAGACUCCAUAUCAAAGAAGAUCGACGCAGGCAUAUUUACUGGUCAGGCCGACGAGGACGACAUAGACUAUCAGAGGAAGUCAAGUAAUUCCAAAAUGAACGAGCAUGGCAGAUAUGGAGAUGCAUCGAAUAUCUUCAGCAGAACGGAUUCUGCAGAGUCCAAUUUAUUUAAACGGAGUGACUCUGCAGAGGUGGAUCUAAGGAGCUCUGACGAGUCCUUUUAUGACACCAAACCAGGAUUUGCAACACCAAAAUUCGAUGAUGAAGAAUAUUCUGCCUCGCACAGAAAUCUGAGAGUGUCUUCAAUACAUGACGAAGAUUCUUACAAGAGAAAUUCCAGUACCGCUAAAGUAUCGAGUCCCACGUUGAAGCCAUCAUUCAACGACUUCUGGAGAACAGAGUCGCUUUCGCAUAGGACUCCCGAGGAGGAUGAACUGUUCGUCAAAAAGUUCAGCUUUUCUGGUCGAGAGGACGUGAAACCACUGGAGAAAGCAAAGUCGGAUACCCUAUUUGAGACUGCUGCAGAAAAUAGUUUUGCAGCUUCGGCGGAAAGUAUUGACAGGGCUGGUAGUGAUCCCCUGUACACCAGAUCACUGAUUGGAGAUGAAACUCGCCCCCUGAAACAGGAACCCACCAUCCCCAGCAAGAGUAGGAGGACUCGGGGUAACUCGAUUCUGUUAAACAGAGACACUUCGGACGAUGUCAGCUCUCCUGUGAGAAGGUCAAGAACCUACUCCCAGGAUUCGCAAUCUCGUUCUCAAAACUCCAGCACCUUUGAUGAUGCGGCUUCACCUCCUGUGAAGCAUUCUGUGAGCUACAAGUCCACUCCUUCCGUCAACUCUUCAGCUUAUCACUCCCCAGAGACACAGCGGGAAUCUUCACCCCCUUCUAUUCUAACUGGUUCGGCCUCUGGGUCUGCAAACACUUCACCCGGUUCAGUUCACCCAAAACUGCCUGAUAUCGAUGAUCUCACCGCCAGGUUUGAAGCUUUGAAGGCAGCCAAGCGUUGAUUGUACCGAGUUUUGAGAGUAUUUGAUCGGCCACACGUGGGGUACCUCAUAAUGCUCAAGUAGCAAAUAGGUCUCGAUGGAGACACAUAGGUAAAGCACCUGCGACCCAAAUUCGAUUGCAGAGUUCUUUUGAUUUCUUUUAACUGACCCCCAUAGCGAGCAAGUAAGUGUAGCUGUUCUGUAUUCAAGAGGGUUCGACAGAACCAUCUGGUGACUCCCUUCUUUUGUGUGGAGUAUUUCUGUUUGUACAAUGUAGAAAAGCUAAUGGCAUGAGUUCUGAAACGGUCACUAUUAUCUAUAGUGACUAUUGUGGAUAUAUGCUUGACGUGUAGGUCCAGCCAAGGUCUUUCCUCAGGUUGGACCUCUGAGUUGAUUAAAAAAUAUUGAUCGAGAUUGUAAAUUCGAGAUUCAAAAGUUACAGAUAUGGUUGCUCGAAUCUGCUGUAGGAACGUCGAAAAGGCUAGAUUCUCAAUGUGGUAGAAAUUCGUGUGGUGCGUAGCAGCUACGACGGGUUUAGUUCUUGAUCACGAGGUUGCAGCAGAUAUCUCAUCCUCGGGAUAAAGGCUUCUGUAUAUUCUUCUGAGGCCGAGCGUGCGUACUGCGAAGUCACAUCGUCUCCUAAACGCUCGGAAAUUUCCAUAGUCCCAUUUGCUUCAGCUGUGCUAUAUCUCUGGAUUUUCCCCGAGACAUGAAAGACUUCUGUCGACCCUGGCGCUCCGUUUUGUAUAUGCUCUGUACCUUGGCCUUACUUUUGUGCAAUCCAAGCCGACUGAAGCUCGAUCACCGUGCCUUAUGGCAGCUUUGGCAGAAGUAACUGCCAACGGUGGAAGAUUGCUAUCGCUUACGGAAGAGGUUUGCUCUCCGCACAGAACUCAAGAAAGGGAAGUAAUCAAUAGCUUGUUAGGAAAGUUUGUGGGACAUCUGAACACACGGAUCCUCCAGUUCUUUGCUGACAUCUUUCCGGCCGUUAUCAGGAUUUUGAAAACUGUGGCUCUCGUUCCGGAUUAAUCUUCUACUUGGCAGAACUCAGGCCUACAACAACAUAGAUGUCAUUUGAUCUCCCUACCUCCUCUGUUUACAACUGCUAGUUGUUGACUUAUUAGAGAUUGUAGUUGUAGGUGUAGGCCCAGAGGGGUGGCACUCAUUGUAAUGAACUCGAGUUCACCUCAUGCCAGAGACCACACGAGCAUAGGCUUGGCCGUUGAAUCCCCAACUGGAACUUCUGUCUUCUGGACUACUCUAAAUAAAUAAGACAACAGUGUCAGCUCUUUUCG